This is a messenger RNA of Armigeres subalbatus, 817 nucleotides long. It is a transcript of the gene Dim1, whose product is annotated as thioredoxin-like protein 4A. Lineage: Eukaryota; Metazoa; Arthropoda; Insecta; Diptera; Culicidae. Gene Ontology annotation, biological process: mRNA splicing, via spliceosome. The transcript has 2 exons. Gene Ontology annotation, cellular component: U4/U6 x U5 tri-snRNP complex; spliceosomal complex; U5 snRNP. The record is from RefSeq and is a predicted model, not a curated record. Bases 143 to 571 code for a protein of 142 amino acids.
CCCACAAUAUCCGCAAUUUCUUUCUCUCCACAGCUCCGACAUUUCCCACAAUAAUAUAUAUUUUUUGAAAUUAAAAAUUAUUGCAAAAUCGGCUACAUAUUUUCAAUUUCUGCAGUGAUAAGACUAUUAAACAACUACUAAAAUGUCGUAUAUGUUAGCACAUUUACACAACGGCUGGCAAGUUGAUCAGGCCAUCCUUUCAGAAGAAGAUAGAGUGGUGGUCAUCCGGUUCGGCCACGAUUGGGACCCAACGUGCAUGAAAAUGGACGAGGUGCUGUAUAGUAUUGCGGAAAAGGUGAAAAACUUCGCCGUUAUCUAUCUGGUGGACAUCACGGAGGUUCCGGAUUUCAACAAAAUGUACGAACUGUACGAUCCCUGCACGGUGAUGUUUUUCUUCCGGAACAAGCACAUCAUGAUCGAUUUGGGAACGGGUAAUAACAACAAAAUCAACUGGCCCCUGGAGGACAAACAGGAGAUGAUUGACAUCAUCGAGACGGUUUACCGAGGGGCACGCAAAGGUCGGGGUCUGGUGGUGUCUCCGAAGGACUACUCGACAAAAUAUAGAUAUUAAGGAAUUAGUUACAUACCUUUAUGUAUAAAGAUGCGUAGCUAAGUUUGUCCGUAAGUAGGUCUAAAAUAAAUUAAAACUUAUGUAAUUAUGAAAGAUUGACAUGUAUUUCCGGCAAGAAAACGCGCUGCAUCCCCUUUCAAUAGUCUAUUUCGUUAUUCAGAAUCAACAAUGUAGCGUAAAUCUACAACAAGUUUGGUUGAGUUUUAUAAAAUCAAACUAUUUGGUGAAAAGAUGAAUGUAACAAGA